This is a messenger RNA of Penicillium vulpinum, 1809 nucleotides long. RefSeq names its product PAS-associated C-terminal. Gene Ontology annotation, cellular component: nucleus. The transcript is spliced from 5 exons. Lineage: Eukaryota; Fungi; Ascomycota; Eurotiomycetes; Eurotiales; Aspergillaceae. Bases 1 to 1809 code for a protein of 602 amino acids. The record is from RefSeq and is a predicted model, not a curated record.
AUGUCGCGUACAGAUCUCCAUGGUCUCCAAGGCCUCGAUGGGCUUGAUGGGCUCCGUGAUGGGCUGAGAUCCCCCGAUGCCGAGUCAUUGCGCUCAUUCGCCGGGACAAUUCAAGAAAUCCAAGAUGAAUAUCACCAAUGGGUUAGCGAUUCACGCCAAUCAUUGCGGACUGAUCCAUUACUGGACAACUUCCCCCAGCCACCGAGAAUGGAAAAUUUAGAUCCAAUUGAUGAAGAGAUGGAACUGUAUCCUACACCAAAGCCUUCUAUAAAGAGCCUGCGUCGCCAUGCCACCGCCAAUGAGCUCCCUCUUCUACAACAAAUCAAUCCAAAUGAUGGAGCCCCGGAGUUUAACCCCGUCAGUGAAGAGAGUGGCUCAUAUGAUCUCAUUGCGCCCUACGAUGGGGGUGAUUUACCACUAUACAAGCUGGAGAGGAUUGCAGACAUCAUGUUCUCGUCUGAGCAUAUGCUCACAAUUCUGAAUAACCCGCGGUAUCUAGUUCGAUUCCGCGACUUUCUUCUUGAAGAACGGCCACGCUCGAUUUCCACCCUUACAUACUAUCUCAAUGCCUCGAAAGCGCUCAAGGCCCUUCGAUAUGCUAAUGCACUCGUCCGUCUGUCGGUCGAUGUACCUCCCCCAACAAUACAAACGGACAAGCAAGUCGUUGGGGUGACGGCGAACCAGGUUUUGGAGCAGCGAGUCGUAGACGGGCUGUUGGCUCUCACUGCCGAGGAGCUUCCUGCAUUCAUCACGUCAAGGUGUAUUACCAUUACAAGCAAGAUUGUAGCACAGCGAAUCCGAGGAACUUUGCCAAUGAAGUUCCGUGGAACGUCAAAUGCACUGGCAGAAGUAUUUUGCUUGACGGACCCUUCGCGACCUGACAAUCCAAUUAUUUUCGCAUCAGAAGAGUUCCACAGGACGACACAAUACGGCAUGGAUUACGUACUUGGUCGAAACUGUCGCUUCCUACAAGGCCCGAAGACAAAUGCAAACAGUGUUCGUCGACUUCGUGAAGCUAUCCAUGCAGGCCGGCAUCACUCGGAGAUGUUUCUCAACUAUCGUCGCGACGGCUCUCCAUUUAUGAACCUGCUCCAGUGCGCACCCCUAUGUGACAGCCAGGGCCGUGUCAAAUACUUCGUUGGCGCACAGAUCGAUGUCUCGGGACUUGCUAUGGAGGGAGCCUCGAUGGAAUCCUUCAUGGAACUGCAAAACAAACACCGCGAUCCCGAUGAAGAGAGUAUCGCGGAGCCACCAGAACCAGAAGAGAAAAAUGAGUUCCGUGAACUGUCUGAGCUGUUCAGUCCGCGGGAACUAUCCAUUGUUCAACAGCAUGGUGGACAUCUGUUCCAACCUGUGAAAAAUGACACAUCACCACAUCACCCGCGAUCAUGGCUACAGCCUGACGCAUCGCUAGAACGUGAGACUGAAGCGAUUCGUCUGCAUGACAUGAAAUCGCCCUUUUUUCGGAUGUCAUUUGCGGGCGUGUAUGAGAACUAUCUUCUCGUUCGACCCUACCCUUCCCUCCGGAUUUUGUUCACCUCGCCCGCUCUCCAGAUUCCAGGAAUGCUGCAAUCACCAUUUCUAUCGCGUAUCGGUAGUUCCUCGGCAGUGAAGGAAGAACUACUACAAGCUAUGAUGGUUGGUCGCAGUGUGACUGCGCGUAUCAAGUGGACGACACGAGCUAAUCCCGAUGGACGCAAUCGCUGGAUUCAUUGUACACCAUUACUUGCGAGUAAUGGACAGGUGGGUGUGUGGAUGGUUGUAGUGGUGGAUGAUGAAGGCGAACACGUACUUAAUUGGCGCACCUAG